Messenger RNA from Epinephelus lanceolatus (giant grouper), 1596 nucleotides. RefSeq names its product V-set and immunoglobulin domain-containing protein 1-like. Gene Ontology annotation, cellular component: plasma membrane. Lineage: Eukaryota; Metazoa; Chordata; Actinopteri; Perciformes; Serranidae. The record is from RefSeq and is a predicted model, not a curated record. Gene Ontology annotation, biological process: epithelial cell morphogenesis; maintenance of gastrointestinal epithelium.
AAGAGUCAACUGUGGAAAGUGCAGAGAGUUCAGUUGUUGAGAAGAUUUAAUGUGUGAAGAUGUGCCCCACAUCACUGCGCUGGUUGGUGCUUAUAAGCGUAAUAGGAUGCGUUGAACUGAUCACAGUCAAGACUCCGCACAAACACGUCAAUGUUACAGUGGGUGGAAGCGUCCUACUCCCAUGUACAUUCGUGACUACCGUGGAGACCACCACAGGCCUUACCAUUCAGUGGGACUUUGAGUCAACGUCCUCCAGUGCGCCGCAGCAGGUGUAUUACUACCAAUCAGGAGAUGAGGUCAUUUCAAAGCCUUAUAAGGACAGGCUGCAGCCUACCUCUUCUCCCGGUACUACCAAAAAUGCCUCAAUAAUAAUAAGCAACAUGCAGCCAUCGGAUGGUGGGGUCUACACUUGUCAGGUUCACAACAUUCCUGAUGUGGACGGACAGUCUGAGGCCGAUAUCAUUGUGACUGUUCUUGAGAGGCCCUCUGUUCCUUACUGCUCCGUCCACGGUGACGUGGAAUUGGGUCACCUGGUUACUCUGACCUGCCACAGUGAGCAUGGGAGCCCGAAGCCGACGUACACCUGGACCAGACUGGAUCAGGCUAAGACCAGGAGGCCUGUACUGGGAAGAGUAACCCCAACUGGAGUACUGAAAAUUGGAAACAUAUCCCAGUUUCAGUUUGGGGAGUACCAGUGCAAUGCUACAAAUGCAGUGGGAUCUGCAUCUUGCAUUGUGGAACUGAGUGCUGAAGUGAGCGAUGGAGUGAUCGCUGGUGCAGUGAUCGGCGCGUUGCUCGGGUGUGUACUGAUCCUCCUGGUUGUGUGGUUCAUCGCUCACACUGUGAAGAAACACAAAUACAAAGAGGUCAAAGUAUCAGAGGCCAACGAGAUGAAGAGGAGCUCUCCUCAGGCCCAGGAAGCCUCAGAGAGUGUUCCCGUGGCAACCACAGCUGGCAGCCUCCAUGCUGAGGCAGAAGAGCAACAAGCCUAAAAAAAAAAAAAAAGGGGCGGCUGAAAACAACUGGAGCAACGUCACUCCUCUGAACAAUAGGAUGUUCAGUCUUCACUAUAUGUCACUCUCAGAUUUAAUCAAUAUGGCAGAGCUCAUGUUCAGGUUCUGCAUUUUGUUACUUGUUUUCUAAAUCAGAGUUUUUAUGCUUACCAUCAAUCCAGCCUUUAACAGCUUUUUUUCAUGUGUCAGUUUUUUAACAUAAAAUUAGCUUGAAUGUUUGCAGUGCUUUUGUUUUUUGAAACCAUGUUGAUGAGCCCAGGAUUGGAUAUACAAGCUACAUAAUAUUAAAACAAAUACUUGAAUUUAUUGUUUGAAAUAGGACAAAAAAAAAAAAACAGGUUGUUGCGGGUAGAAUCUGCAUCAUGCAUCAGUACAAUCACCUUUAUUAAGAUAAUAUUGUGUAAAAUAAAAUAUCUUAAAGGAGCUCUAUACAACAUUCAGAGCAUUUCUAUGAUACAGGUCAGGAUUGUUUGCUCAUGGUUCUCAACAUGGAGGUGGCUGAUCCGGUGGCUGGUAGCUAACAGUGGUAACAAUGGCAACAGUGGUGACAGUGCUAACUCUGCAGUUACACCUCCAAAACACU